AUGAGCUACUCCCCAUCUGAGUUUUUCGGUGUAUUUGUCAUAACUCUAUUCAUUUUGAAGCUGUCAUAUCCGUUUACUAAAAGAAUGUACAAUAAUAACAAUUUCUUCUCCAGAAAAAUGUAUAACAAUGCUAUCAAUGACAAGAAAUUUAUCAAGCGUGGAGGAUACAUUGCUGGUCUAGUUAAUGACGGUAAUACCUGCUUCAUGAACUCUGUAUUGCAAUCUCUGGCGUCAUCUAAAGAAUUAGCAGCAUUCUUAGAUAACGUCAUUGAAAAUGGAUCGGAAAACAAUGGAGACAUCAAAUUCACUGAAACCCUACGUGAACUUUUGUUGAUACUAAAUAAAAAGUAUUAUAAAGAGAAACCAUACUUCAAAACAAAUAAACUGUUAAAGACUAUGUCUAACGGCCCAAAUAAAAAUAUCAUCCUUGGUUAUGAUCAAGAAGAUGCUCAAGAAUUUUUUCAACAAAUUCUAUCUGAUUUAGAAAAGAAUAUCAAGAAGCCCUCGACAGAAAAAAAGGAAGAACGUAAUAAUAUUAAAGAGUCAGAUUUACCUGAUGAUGCAUUACUUGGACAAGAUGAUUUAAAUAACGUUGGUACAGUAUAUAUACCAACGGAACAGAUCGAACCCAAUUCCGUACUAGAAAAUCCCGAUCAAAAACUUUAUUCCCCAUUUAAGUUAAUAACACCAUUGGACGGUAUCACUGCGGAGAGGAUUGGCUGUUUGACUUGUGGUGAAAAUGGCGGUAUUAGAUAUUCUGUAUUUUCAGGUCUCAGUCUAAAUCUCCCUAGCGAAUCUUUAAAUCAAUCCACUUUGAAGUUAUCCGAAUUACUAAAUGAAUGGGUCAAACCGGAAAUUAUUGAAGGUGUAGAAUGUAACCGUUGUUCACUAAAUGCGGUCCGUUCUCAUCUACAAGAUCAAAUUCAAAAUGAUACAAUCCCAGAAAAAUUAAAAAUUGCCAUUAACCAAAGAUUAAAUCUGUUAACUGAAAUUUUAUCGAAGCCUGUCAUCGAAGAAGACGAUUAUAAAAAAUAUCACACAGAAAAUAUGGUUCGUAAAUGCUCUAAAUCCAAACAAAUUUUAAUUUCAAGACCACCUCCCUUUUUAUCAAUUCAUAUCAACAGAUCUGUUUUUGACCCAAGAACUUACAUGAUCAGAAAAAAUAAUGCAAGAGUAUUAUUCAAGACGAGACUAAAUUUACAAAAAUGGGCAUGUAACGUCGAUGAAAUCAAUCUGGAUGCAAGAUUACCAAUGAGCAAAAAUGAACAUAUCGUACAAAAUGAAGAAUCAAGCGAAGAUGAGAAUAUUGGAGGUGAUUACUACGCCAAAUUGCAUCACAGAUUUGAACAAGAAUAUGAAGACAGUGAAGAUGAAGAAAAUGAAAUAGAUAGUGAUGAUGACAGAGAUGUUAGGAAUUAUGACCCUUUAAAUGGUGAAGAAAUGAAUUUGUCUUCUGAAUUCUCAUCAAGUGAAGACGAGCAAGAGGAAGAAGAGGUUGAUGCCCUAGGUAAUACUAUAAGAAAUAUGCCUGUACGACUUGCAAAUGAAGUUGAGCAACCUGUACCAAUGUCAAAUUCCUCAUCUGAAGAAGAUCAAGAACCAGCACAAGAUUCGGAAUCUGAAUCCGAAUUAAAUGAAGAUGUAGAACAGAAAAAUGACGAGAUAUCUAUUCCACCAACAAACGGAAGUAUGACUUAUUCUUCAUCGGUACCUGCUGGCCCCUUAAUUUAUUCCUUACGUUCAGUUAUUGUUCACUACGGUACCCACAAUUAUGGGCACUACAUUGCAUUUAGAAAGUAUAGAGGCUAUUGGUGGAGAAUUUCUGAUGAAACUGUCUAUAUUGUUGAUGAAACCGAGGUUUUGUCAACACCGGGUGUAUUCAUGCUAUUCUAUGAAUAUGACUACGACUCAGUAACCGGUAGGAUGAAAGAUGACUUGGAAAGCCUUGACCAGGAAGAUGAAAGUGAAAUUGAAAUAGUACAAGAUGAAAAAGUAAAAGAAGAAGAAGAAGAAGAAGAAGAAGAAGAAGAAGAUUAA
Molecule: messenger RNA, 2037 nt
Organism: Kazachstania africana CBS 2517
Lineage: Eukaryota; Fungi; Ascomycota; Saccharomycetes; Saccharomycetales; Saccharomycetaceae
Gene: UBP1
Product: ubiquitin-specific protease UBP1
Exons: 1
Coding region: 1-2037 (678 amino acids)
Biological process (GO): protein deubiquitination
Cellular component (GO): nucleus; cytosol
Molecular function (GO): cysteine-type endopeptidase activity; cysteine-type deubiquitinase activity
Source: RefSeq, a predicted model, not a curated record